GCUUCCGGUCCAGAUCCGGUGACAUUUUUCGACAUCUCACAACCCCGCGUCCGAUUUAGCGGUAUGGUUCUGCAGCUACCUCUGCCUCCGAUCUAUUCGUCUGCCGAUUUACUCAUCUGCAGUCAGCAAUCUAAGGUAGCAUGUGUCCUCUCAGGCUGCAUCCGCUGGGCGCGGCAUGUGGGCUCUGCAUCUGAGCUGCCACUGUCUCAGCGGGUGAUUUCCAGGCAUUCCCUAUGGGCACGACAUGCAAAGAGAGACUGAGUCCGAUACUAUCAGAGUCCCUAGAUAUCAAGGUUACACACUCUUCCUCAGUCCGUCCCUCGGUCUCUCUGUCGUUUGUCCCAUCACAACCGCCACCCUCAUUAUUCUCAUAACCGUUACCGCUCCAUUCAAAGCCACCUAUAGCCACAGUUCUCGCCAUAGUCGCCGCUUUGAACUUGAAUUGUUGAGGCGUCGCCGAUGCCGUAAGAACCAAGGUUCACCGUACAUACCAUUAAGGCAAGGUACCUUGACCCGGUCUCAUCAACCGGUAAAGUAACCCGCUUGGAGUGGAACUUGGGCGGGAAUUGCCU
This is a messenger RNA of Canariomyces notabilis, 572 nucleotides long. RefSeq lists its product as uncharacterized. The record is from RefSeq and is a predicted model, not a curated record. The coding region runs from base 245 to 538 and encodes 97 amino acids. The transcript has 3 exons. NCBI's taxonomy places the organism in Eukaryota, Fungi, Ascomycota, Sordariomycetes, Sordariales, Chaetomiaceae.